AUGGCUGCCCCACGGUCGUCGGUUCAGCUGGUUCGACAUCAAUCGACAGAAAGCAGCUAUGCCAACAUCUUGAUUUCGAAGCCCAGACCCGGUGUCGGCCUCAUCACUCUGAACCGACCCAAGGCCCUAAAUGCCCUGUCCAGUGAGCUUUUUGUCGAGUUGAACAAGGCUCUCAAGGACUACGAGGAGGACAAGGAGAUUGGUGCUAUCGUGUUGACUGGCAGUGAUAAGGCGUUUGCUGCCGGCGCCGACAUCAAAGAGAUGGCACCCUUGACGUUUUCGGAUGCCUAUGUCAACAACUUUAUCGCCCCCUGGUCCUACAUGAUGAACCUCCGGAAGCCGGUCAUUGCAGCAGUCUCGGGCCAUGCGCUCGGAGGUGGCUGUGAACUCGCAAUGAUGUGUGAUAUUCUAUACUGCACAAAGACGGCCAACUUUGGCCAGCCUGAGAUUAAACUCGGCACCAUCCCCGGUGCCGGUGGCUCUCAGCGACUCACCGCAGCCCUAGGCAAGUCAAAAGCCAUGGAGCUCAUUCUUACAGGGAACAACUUGUCCGGGGAGGAAGCCGAGAAACAUGGACUCGCUGCAAAGGUCUUCGACGGCGGCAACAAGGAGGUUCUGGACGGAGCCCUUGACACGGCUGCCAAGAUUGCCAGCUACUCUCGCGUUGCAGUGAUUGCUGCGAAGGAGGUGGUCAAUAAGUCUCAGGAUCUCGGAGUCCGGGAGGGUGUCGAGUAUGAGAGAAGGAUAUUUCACGGCCUAUUUGGCAGCCAAGAUCAGAAGAUUGGCAUGAAGGCUUUUGCAGAGAAGAAGAAGCCCACGUGGAGUCAUCUGUAG
Messenger RNA from Exophiala aquamarina CBS 119918, 834 nucleotides. Its product is annotated as enoyl-CoA hydratase. Gene Ontology annotation, cellular component: mitochondrion. The record is from RefSeq and is a predicted model, not a curated record. Gene Ontology annotation, biological process: fatty acid beta-oxidation. The coding region runs from base 1 to 834 and encodes 277 amino acids. Gene Ontology annotation, molecular function: enoyl-CoA hydratase activity. NCBI's taxonomy places the organism in Eukaryota, Fungi, Ascomycota, Eurotiomycetes, Chaetothyriales, Herpotrichiellaceae. The transcript has 3 exons.